AUGGGCAAGCAGCAGAUGUUCUCCUCCAUCACAAAGGGUGGGACCACGGAAGUGUGGCACGAGUACUUCGCCGGCGUUGAGGAUUCGCUUCCCCCACUGCCCGGGCAGCGAAAGCCAAGGAGGUUGGCACUGAAGCCAAAGCUGCCAGAGGCACCGAAGCCACCCGAUCCGAAGCCUACGCCUAAAGAGCCAGCCAAGGAGCCGGAGAAGCCAAAGUCUGAGCCUCCGGAGGAGAAAAAGGAGGAGUCUCCGCCCAAAAGCAGCGGCUGGGGUAAGCUGCGCAUGGCGGCCAAGAAAGUGCAGAGCUUGAAUCGUUUAACUUCAAUGAUGAAGGAGGAGGGUCCGCAGGAGGAAACCGAGGAAGAUGAGGAGGCAUUCAAAGAAAGA
Symbiodinium pilosum is the source of this 387-nucleotide messenger RNA. Lineage: Eukaryota; Dinophyceae; Suessiales; Symbiodiniaceae. The record is from the annotation of a GenBank genome assembly.